AUGAACAGCACAACCAAUAAUAACAAUUCCAAUCAAACCCCACAGGCACCAGCUGCACCGGCGACGGGUGCUGCCAAGCAAUCCGAAGAGGAAUCAUCUUCACCUGGAUCGCCGUCUUCCCCGGAUAAUUCGUCGGAAAAAACAGAAGCCGCCGCCGUGGAAGAGGACGUGGUGAUGACGGAGAAGGACCCUGCAGCCGCGAGUGUGAAUUCGACCGACGAUCCAGCUGAUGACGAGUCCGGGAGUCAAGCAACUGUUUUCUGCAUCAAGCUGAGGCAGCCCAAGUCCAAUUUGCUGCAUAAGAUGAGCGUUCCUGAACUCUGCCGCACUUUCAGUGCUGUUGCUUGGUGUGGAAAGUUGAAUACCUUAGCUUGUGCAUCAGAAACGUGUGCCAGGAUCCCAAGCUCAACUAGUAAUCCACCAUUUUGGAUCCCAAUACAUCUAGUCAUACCAGAGCGACCAACUGAGUGUACAGUUUUCAAUGUUAUAGCAGAUUCUCCUCGUGACUCUGUUCAAUUUAUUGAGUGGUCCCCUACUUCGUGUCCCCGCGCACUGCUUAUAGCUAAUUUUCAUGGACGUAUAACCAUUUGGACUCAGCCUUAUGGGGGACAAGCAAAUCUUGUGAAAGAGGCUAGUUGCUGGCAACUGGAGUAUGAAUGGCGUCAGGAUAUUGCUGUUGUUACAAAGUGGCUGUCGGGAGUUUCACCGUAUAGGUGGCUCUCAGCUAGUUCCAGUGGUUCCACAAAGUCUACAUUCGAGGAGAAAUUCCUCUCUCAGCAGGCACAUGCACCAGCUGGUUGGCCAAAUUUUCUCUGUAUUUGCUCUGUUUUCUCUUCGGGAUCUGUUCAGCUCCAUUGGUCCCAGUGGCCGCCUAACCAGAGCAAUGCAUCGUCAAAGUGGUUUUGCACAAAAAAAGGUCUUUUGGGAGCUGGGCCUAGUGGGAUAAUGGCUGCUGAUGCUAUUAUUACAGAUUCUGGAGCCAUGCAUGUGGCUGGCGUUCCCAUUGUCAACCCAUCGACUGUUGUUGUUUGGGAAGUCACACCUGGCCCUGGAGAUGGUUUUCAAGCCACUCCAAUGGCAAGUGUGAGUAAUGAAGUUCCACCAUCGCUUAACCCUCCUUCUUGGGAUGGUUUCGCUCCAUUAGCUGCCUAUUUGUUUAGCUGGCAAGAGUAUAUUUUAUUAGAAUCAAAACAAGGGGAUAAACAAAGGGAACGAGAUUACAGUGAUAUGAUUGCACUUCACUGUUCUCCAGUUUCCAACUUCUCUGCUUAUGUGAGUCCAGAAGCUGCAGCUCAAUCAUCAGACACCACAACUUGGGGUUCUGGUGUUACUGCAGUUGCCUUCGAUCCAACACGUGGUGGUUCAGUGAUAUCUGUUGUGAUAGUUGAAGGUCAGUACAUGUCCCCUUAUGAUCCUGAUGAGGGCCCUUCAGUGACUGGUUGGAGAGUUCAACGUUGGGAAUCAUCAGUUGAGAAUGUCGUGAUCCACCAGAUAUUUGGCAACCCGAGUUCUAAUUUUGGGGGACAGCCACCUAAGCAAACAGUUUGGGUGAGUAAAGUGAUUAAGUGCAUUCCUUGCGAGUUUAAAUGUCGUGAAGGAGCAGGGGCCAUUCCACCAAUCUGUGAAGGAAAAAAUACUCAUGAAUCCGGUGUUGAGGUUUCAAGGGGGGUCAUUUGUGAUCCAUUCGAUCUGCCUAGUGAUGUUAGAACUCUUGCUCGGAUUGUGUACUCUGCUCAUGGAGGUGAGAUUGCCGUUUCCUUUCUAGGAGGAGAGGUUCAUGUUUUCGCCGGUGUAGACUUCACAGCUGUUGAUACCUACCAGAUAAAUGUUGGUGCUGCGAUUGCUGCUCCUGCUUUCUCUUCUACUAGCUGCUGUUCAGCUUCUGUUUGGCAUGAAACUAGCAAGGAUUGCACUAUAUUAAAAAUCAUAAGGGUUCUUCCUCCUGUCCCUAGUAGUGAAGCAAAAGCUAACUCUGCAACAUGGGAGAGGGCUAUUGCUGAAAGAUUUUGGUGGAGCCUUUUGGUGGGAGUUGAUUGGUGGGAUGCUGUUGGUUGUACACAGAGUGCUGCGGAGGAUGGAAUUGUUUCGCUGAAUAGUGUUAUUGCUGUAUUGGAUGCCGAUUUCCACUCUCUCCCCUCCACUCAGCACAGACAGCAGUAUGGACCUAGUUUGGACAGAAUAAAGUGUAGGCUGCUAGAAGGUACUACUGCCCAAGAGGUUAGGGCGAUGGUCCUUGACAUGCAAGCCAGGUUAUUGCUAGACAUGCUUGGUAAAGGAAUUGAGUCAGCUUUAAUAAAUCCUUCAGCGUUGGUUCAAGAACCCUGGCAAGCAUCUGGAGAGACAUUAUCUGGCAUCGACCCUGAAGCAAUGGCUGUAGAACCAGCACUCGUUCUUAGCAUCCAGGCCUAUGUUGAUGCCGUCCUUGACUUAGCAUCACAUUUCAUUACACGUUUGCGUCGUUAUGCUAGCUUUUGUCGUACAUUAGCGAGUCAUGCUGCGACAGCUGGCACUGGUGGGAGCCGUAAUUUGGUGACAAGCCCCACCCAGAGUACCUCAACACCCGUCACAACUCAAGCAGCCCAAGGUGGAAGCACCAGCUCCACAGGCAGUACUCAGAUGCAGGCCUGGGUACAAGGAGCUAUUGCCAAGAUUAGUAGUACAAGUGAUAGCGUUCCAAAUUCAGCUCCAAACACAAUGAGUGGCCCCUCGAACUUCAUGCCCAUUAGUAUAAACACAGGAACCUUUCCAGGAACUCCAGCUGUUCGUCUUAUUGGAGACUGCCAUUUCCUUCACCGUUUAUGCCAGCUCCUGUUAUUUUGUUUUUUCUUCCGAAGAACUCAGCUACCUCGUUUUAUUGGUGCUGCUCAGAGAAAUGCCGAUUCUUCAAGUCAAAAGCCUCAGCUUGGUAUGCCGGGCAAAGCUGAAGAAAACAACUCAGCCACUGGAAAGCCAGCAUCUACUAUGAUGAGAUCAGAAGAAACACAAGCCUCGAGGUCUGGACUGGUUGUGAAUGGUGCAAAGGGGCCCGAAGAAGGUCCAACUAGCCGAUCAAGAUUAGGUUCGGGAAAUGCUGGUCAAGGUUAUACAUUUGAGGAGGUGAAGGUCCUUUUUCUGAUACUAAUGGACCUUUGUCGGAGGACAUCUGCUUUGGGUCAUCCAUUGCCUGUUUCCCAGGUUGGGAGCAACAACAUACAGGUCCGCCUUCAUUAUAUUGAUGGGAACUAUACUGUUCUGCCCGAGGUUGUAGAAGCUUCACUUGGCCCUCAUAUGCAGAAUAUGCCCCGGCCUAGAGGUGCAGAUGCAGCUGGUCUGCUUCUCCGCGAGUUGGAACUCCAUCCUCCAGCCGAAGAGUGGCACAAGAGAAAUAUGUUUGGUGGGCCCUGGUCGGAACCAGACGAGACGAGUCUUUCAGAUGAUCAUUCCAAAUACGGUAGCUCAAUGGAUCUGCUCAACCCGGGUUCAAAUGAAAAUGGCGUUGCUUACGGUGGAACUCACACGUUGUGGCCAAGAAAGCGCCGGAUGUCCGAACGAGAUGCAGCUUUUGGACUGAACACUUCGGUGGGCCUAGGAGCAUAUUAUGGUAUCAUGGGAUCCCGAAGAGAUGUUGUAACAGCCGUGUGGAAAGCAGGUCUUGAAGGAGUGUGGUACAAGUGCAUAAGAUGCUUGCGGCAGACUUGUGCUUUUGCUUCGCCUGGUGCUACCACUUCUGCUAAUCAAAAUGAGAAAGAAAUUUGGUGGAUCAGCCGGUGGGCCUACGGAUGUCCAAUGUGUGGAGGAACUUGGGUUCGAGUUGUGUAA
Striga hermonthica is the source of this 3798-nucleotide messenger RNA. The record is from the annotation of a GenBank genome assembly. NCBI's taxonomy places the organism in Eukaryota, Viridiplantae, Streptophyta, Magnoliopsida, Lamiales, Orobanchaceae.